AUAAACUUUUAUUUUGUACCUUGUAUUACACUCAUUUUGCAAAACAAGAGAUUUUAAAGUGUUUUGUAUGUUUAUAUGCAGAAUUUCCCAAAAGAAUAUUGUUUAUAUUGUUUAUAUUGUUUUUCUGUUUUCAGAAUCUAAAUAUAAUGCAGAAUUGCCCAGCAGAAUAACGGCACUGAGCGGCUCUUGUGUGCAGAUACCUUGCAGAUUUAAUGUGUCAGAGAUCAGUUUGAAGAACACAGAAAGAUUAUUUGGCUUCUGGAUAAAGAAGAAUUAUCUUUUUCUCAAUCUGGAGAAUUUUGUAGUUUUUAAUGGAACUUCAAACAUCACCAAAGGAUUCAGUCAUAUAGAGAUACUUGGAAAUCUUACUCAUCGUGAAUGUACCACUGUUUUCUAUGAUGUGAUGAACAAUCAUUCAGACAAUUACUACUUCAGGGUGGAAACAAAGCCAUCAGAUUGGAAAUACACAUACAGUGUCAACCCCAUCAACAUUUCUGUUACUGAUUCACCACAACCUCUCAUCCUUAAACCCACUGAUCUGAAAGAUGUGAUGGAGGAAACAUUAGUCAAUCUGAGCUGCUCUGCUGAAGCCCCCUGCCCCAAACAACCUCCUACAAUAUCCUGGUCUUACAUCCCUGAAUCUGCCAACAUUACAACACAGUUAAAGGAGAAACCUGAUAAAACCCAGUUAGUGUUUUCACACAUGACCUUCAAAGCUUCAUACGUGGAUCACAGAAGGAACAUCUCCUGCACUGCUAAAUAUCCAAGAAAUACAUCUAAUGACUCAACUGUGGAGACCACCGUGAUGUUACGAGUCCUGUUUCCUCCAAAAGAAACUCGCAUCACCAUCGAUCCAUCUGCUUCAGUCUCUGUUGGCACUAAUGUGACUUUGACCUGUAAAAGCAAAGCCAAUCCAUCAAAUGACAUGGUCUUCUUCUGGCACAAAUGUGGUAAUGAGAAUCAGCUGGUUUCAGGAGAACAACUGACCUUUACUGUAAAUAGGAGGAGUGGAGGCCAGUACUUUUGCAUAGCAAAGAAUGAACAUGGUAUUCAGAUGUCAGAAGAGAUCCAGCUGACUGUGGCAGUAGAAUUAUCCGUGCCUUUGAUCGCAGGCUGUGUAGGAGGAAUUUCAGCUUUACUGUUGUUAUUUCUUGUGGCAACACUUUUAAAAAGGUAUGCAAAGACUAAAUAUGAUGUUCCACAAAUGUUCAAGUUUGUGAUUUAUGAAUUUCCCAUCAAUACAGGGUGCAAAAGGCAAAAGCAUCCAGUGAAUCCAUUGUUCGAGAAAGUGAUCAGGGUCAUGUACAGAUCGACUGCAUUUAUGAAAAUGUUUUCAUGAAAAGAAAGUAAUAACAGAUGCCGAAACGAGAAUCACAUGAUCCACAUAGAGUAAUUGACUUUUCCACCAACUGUACCAUUUGAAAUGCCAAAAGACUAUCAACUUUUACUCUACAUCAGAACUAUGAUCAUAUGAUUUAACAAAUGUCAUCUGCUUGGAUAAUAUAAAAAAACAUGUCUUAAACAAAAUAACAAUUGUGUCUUUUGUCUCUGGUUAGAAAAUAAGUAACAUUUUACAAUAAGGUCCCAUUAGUUAAAAUUAGUUAACUAACAAUGAUCAAGACAGGCUGUUUGUGUCAGGGUUAUAUCUGUUUGCCUGUUCUGUUGUAGUCUGUGUUUCUUAGUUGUAUUCUAGGUUGUUAAUUAGUCCUGUCCUUGUUUGUUUCCUUGGUUACUGAUUUGAUUAGAGUUCUUGUUUCAAGUGUGUCUAGUCAGUGUCUCUUUUUGUUUCCCUUGUAAGACAAGGCAAGGCAAUUUAUUUUGUAUAUAUAUACCCUGUGUUUUCCCUUAGUCUCUGUCGGUUCUCGUUUGUGUUGAUGGUGUUUCUUCUGGAUUAUUGUGAUUAAAGUCUUCCUUUUUGCAU
Messenger RNA from Megalobrama amblycephala (Wuchang bream), 1921 nucleotides. Its product is annotated as B-cell receptor CD22-like. Bases 68 to 1339 code for a protein of 423 amino acids. The transcript has 5 exons. The record is from RefSeq and is a predicted model, not a curated record. NCBI's taxonomy places the organism in Eukaryota, Metazoa, Chordata, Actinopteri, Cypriniformes, Xenocyprididae.